GAAAAAGUUCUGAAGGCGAUCAAGGAAAUCGACAGGCUGCUCGACAUCAUGGAGCCCGGGACUCUGGCGCUGUCAUUCAAUGGCGGGAAGGACGCUUGUGCAGUCAUGCAUCUGGUCCGGGAGGCGUGCUCACUUCAUAGGACCCACAAGUUCACUCAUGUGCAGCCCAUCUGGUUCAAGAACCCAACAGACGAGUUCCCACAGCUGAUCAGCUUCGUCCGCUCCAUGGACGGAAAGCCGCUCUCCCGCCUAUGGACGCUGCACAUUGCGAGCGAGAAAGAUUUCAUCUCUGGCAUUUCAAAGAUACAGAGGCAAGUCCCUCUGAGAUGUAUCAUCAUGGGAACGCGGAGAACAGACCCGGGCUGCGCCAAGCUAUCUGCACUGACUGCCUCGACUGGCAACUAUCCUCCUUUCCUGCGGUUCAAUCCCAUCCUGGAAUGGUCGUACAGGGACGUCUGGGAUUUCAUCAUCUCGUGCGAGCUACCUUACUGCAGCCUGUACGAUGAAGGCUUCACCUCCCUGGGGACUGUGAAUGAUACGAUUAGAAAUCCAGCUCUCCGCAUUCAGACGAAGGGAGGGGUAAAGGAUACUCAGGGCGAUCCGCGCUCCAAGGACCUCGUGCCGUUCCUGGCGCUCGCUCACAACGUCCCAGGUGAGGAUGGGAUGACAGUUGGUUGCCAUCCUGUUUUCUCUCUCUUGACAAGUCUGUGCUGGGCAGGGAUGCAAUCGGCUAAACCUGAGGGAGUGAAGUACAAACAAGCCUGGUUCCUGAUGGACGAGACGCUCGAGAGGGAGUCUCGUCUGAAGAACGCAAGGGCGACUCCCCACACUCGUGGUGAGAAAGCUGCGAUCCUCGUGAUAGGAAACGAGAUCAUGGGUGGAGUGACAAGGGACGAAAACGGCCAUUUCUUGAUUCAGGAGCUUCGCAAACUUGGCCUGGACACAGUGGAGGUUGUCAUGAUCCGCGAUGACCAGAACAAGAUUGCAGAGACUGUGAGGCGACUGAGCGACAGUCACAAGUACGUCUUCGUGACAGGAGGCAUCGGCCCAACCCAUGAUGAUGUCACCCUCCCGGCCGUGGCCCAGGCCUUCGGCUGCGGGCUCCAGACGCGGACUGAGAUCCUGGAGCUGUUGAACCAGCACCUGCCCAACGAAGAGAUCAACGAGUACCACGUGAAGAUGGCGUCCAUCCCGCAAGGCUCCCAGCUCAUCCGCAACACUGAGGGCCCGGACAGGUGGCCCCUCAUAGUCAAGAACAACGUCUACAUCCUCCCCGGAGUCCCCCAGUACUGCAAGGCCAAGUUCGAGCUCGUGCGGGAUGACCUGAAGCGAGAUCCCUUCUUCGUGGCGAAGCUCUACAUCAACGAGUCGGAGACGAGCAUCGCUCAGGUCCUCCAGGACGCCGACCAUGACCACAAGCAGGUCGACGUCGGCUCCUACCCCAUCAUGGGCAACCAGGACUACCAGGUCGUGGUGACCCUGGAGAGCAAGGAUCAGUACGCGUUGCAGAAUGCGCUGGCGCAGGUGAAGGAUGGGUUGGCCCCCCACACGAUCUUCAAGGUGGAG
Molecule: messenger RNA, 1566 nt
Organism: Guillardia theta CCMP2712
Lineage: Eukaryota; Cryptophyceae; Pyrenomonadales; Geminigeraceae
Exons: 3
Biological process (GO): FAD biosynthetic process
Molecular function (GO): FMN adenylyltransferase activity
Source: RefSeq, a predicted model, not a curated record